CGUCACACAAAUGGCGGACGUUGUAAACAGAGCCAACAGUUCGUCGCAGGCCGCAGACAAACGGCUCUUUUUAAGAUGAACAGCGUGGAAUAUGAGCGGCUGGACAGUCUGGAGGGCUGGGUGGCGGUCAAGAGCAACAUAUUCGAAGAGAACGAGACGUUUAAGCUGGGUUUCAUCGUCCAGUGGAAUGUCAUAGAGUGCAAGUUCGCCGUCACCUGCCACAACCGGACGUUACAGCGGCAGAAGCGCAAAGCAGAAGUCCCAGUCGGCGGCGACCCUCAGAUGAGCUGGGCUGGACUCUUCUCUGUCAGCGACCUCAAACACGUCCACCAGCAGUUCACAUGCGUGGCAGACGUCCUGGGAGCCUGUUUCCCGGAUUUGUCAGAGUUUGAGGAGGGUAACAUUUGGGACUUGCUCUUCCUGAAUCGAAGAACCGGCGGCGGUGGCGAAGAUGACGACGAGAGAGAUUUUGACACUCCGUGUAGGAAGCUGGAGAAAUAUUUCAGCACAGCCAUCGACAUCUGCGGGAGAAAGAUUGUUCUGGAUACCUUGUUCGCCCAGGAUGAGAGGGAUGUGGAGGAGUACUUUGAAAAUCUGCAGGAGUUCAAAAGGAAGACCAUGCAGGAGGAGAUGUCAAGGGCCAAAGGUCUCCUGAGACAGCUGCUACAAAGUCACAGUACUGCUGACCGAAUGGUUGCGCUGCACAGCAUUUAUGAAGAAGAAGACGAGGCCUACCAAGACCUGGUCACUGUUGCCACCACUUUCUUCCAGUACCUGCUGCAGCCGUUCAGAGACAUGAGAGAGCUGGCCUGCCUUUACAAACUAGAGAUCCUGAAGUCUUUGGAGUUUGAGGACUUGGGUCCUCGGAGGAUUGCAGCUCUGGAGAAGGAGGCAGAAGAGUGGAGAAUGAAAGCAGAAGACGCAGUCGCCUCAAUUCAGGACAUCACUGUCACCUACUUUACACAGACUUCAAAGGCUCUGGCUGGUAUGUUAAAACAGAUGGAGGAGGAUAAGUGUCGGUUUGGACCUGCUGCCUGGGCAUCUGCGGCUCCCAGACUGGAAAAGCUGCGUUUCCUAUUGGCCAAAGAAACCCUGCAGCACAUGAGAGCUGCAGAGAUGUGCCUCAGCCGCAAGAAAGACAGCAUCAGAGAAAGGCUGGGGAGCCUGUCAGGCAGCAACCAGAGCCAGAGAACUGAUUCCAGGUCUGUGUUUGAGGACAGCCAGAAGCAGCCGGACACAGUGGACCAGCUGGAACUGCAGUUCUAUGAAAUCCAACUAGAACUAUAUGAUGCCAAGUUUGAGAUUCUGAAGAAUGAGGAGCAGCUGCUGGUGGCUCAGAUAGACACCUUACGACGGCAGAUUAAAGAACUGAAGGAGGAGGUGGUGUACUAUGAUGUGUGCGAGGAUCCAGAGGAGCUGCAGAGCAUGGUCCACACAGGUAUUCAGCAAGCAAACUCUCCAGCCGUCACUCAGCUCAAGAGACGCCUACAGACCCUGGAGACCAAGCGAGGCAACAUCUGUGCCCGGCGAGCAUAUCUACGCAACAAAAAGGAUCAGUGCAUGGAGGCCCAUGAGCAGAAGCAGCUGGCAGCCAAGCAGAGCUCCAUAGUGUUCAGUCAGCAUCAUCAGGUCCACCUGAAACGAGAGAAGAGGAAAGAGGAGGAGCGGAGGAGGAAAGAGUGGGUGGACCAGGAGCGAGAGAAGACUCUGAGCAGAUUACGAUCCUUCAGAGAGAAGCGACAGGGCCAGUACAUCCUGAAGACCCCUCAGUCCAGAGCGUCCUCUUCAGAAGUGUCUUGUCCCUCCCAGCCGCUGUCCAUCAUCAGCCUCAGCCCGUCUCCUGCCCCCGUAGGACCUUCCUCCAUCCGUCCUGCACCUAGAAGCAAGAAAACACUCAAAAAGCAGCAGCCUAAAGACAUCCCUGUCCAGAUCUAUUCUGCACCGCCACCUCCAGCAACCGCCUGCCCUCCUCCUCCUCCUCCUCCUCCUCCUCCUCCUCCUCCUCCACCACCACCACCACCUCCUCCACCUCCCCCACCGCUGCCUCCCGCCAUACAUCCUCCUCCUCCUCUUGUCCAGGCUUCCUUUGAGGACACACCGAUGCCUCUCAGUGAAAAAGAAGACCCUCCUUUCCCUACCAAGAACAUGCUGAAGCAAAAUAUAGGAACAAUGGAUGAAGUUUUGGCGUCACUGCAGCGUGGACAGAUAAAGCUUCGAAAGGUUCCCGCUGCCAAAACUGCAAGCCCUGCUGAGGAUCCAAGGAGCAGCCUGAUGUCGGCCAUCCGACAGGGAGUCACCCUGAAGAAGGUGGUUCCUGCUCGAGCUGAAGUCCAGAGCAACGACAACGAGCUGGAGCGAAGCAUCAAAGCUGCCAUGAUGAGGAUGAAGAAGGUGUCGGCUGACUCAGACGACGAGGACAGAGGUGAUGAAGAGACUCACAGCGUAGACUGGGACAGCUGAGAGCAAACAACGUCCAUCAAGCCGUUCUCUUAUUACCCCCCACUCUGUUUCCUUCACGGUUGUGAUCUACAGCUUACGCCGCUGCCAAAUUUUCACCGAAAAGCCGCUUCUUUGACGGGAUUACGCCUCUUCUGACUUAAACAGUGCCGUUUUCUGAAGUUGUCGCGCAGUAAUCCUAUUGGUGUUUGCAAAGUAGCCCUGAGAUGCUGUAAUGCAUCCAGAACCGCUCCAUGCCAACUAACCAGUGAGUGGAGGAAUCAGGAUUUAGGCUCCUCUGAAGCACUUUUUGGUUUGCAGAAAUCCCAAAACGGAGUGAAUGAGGCGCUGCGUUUUAAAAAGCAAAGCCAAGCAGUAGUACUGUAGUACAGUGUGCAAAUGAUUGAAAUCCUCCCAACUCUGUGUCUGGAGGCCUUUUGUGAGACCGUCACACAGCAGGGGAAGCCAAUGCUGCGAGCAGAAGCGACUACACUACACAGAUUCUCAUUUUGCUCACAUUGCUGAGUCUCAGCUCAUUCUGAAUGUCAUUUCAGCUGAACACUUGUUUAAUUUAGCCCAGCAAGAGCUACAGCAAACUCACUUUUGUAUUUUCCUUGCAUUUUAUUACUUAACAAAGGAGGAGUUAUGCUGUGAAGAGCAGAAGUGUUAAUUAUUUACAGUCUUGUCUGUAUUAGAGGCUGUUUGAUGCUUUGCCGUGUGUUCGUUUUGUCUUUUUGUGUGUGUGAAUGUGUUGCGCUUAAUUAGGGUGCAGUUUAUAAAAUGAUCCGUUAUUCCUUCCUGUAUGAUGCCAUAACAAAAGACGUGACAAAUUACGUAUGUCAGAUUAAUUUUUUAGUAAAUAAAUGCUUCCAUUUAGUGAUGGAAUUACUCCAUAAUUACAGCACUCUGUUUCUGUUCAUUGGUAGAUCCUAUAAUAAGCCUGGUGACAGUUUAUUGUUGAUGUUUAGAGCAAAUGUUCAACGUUUGACCGCUAAACCUGUGACACCUGAAAAAGAUAAGGCUGGAAUGUAUUAUGCACAAAAAACAGCAUUAAAUGGUUUGCACAAUGUUAGGGAAUUCUGCGAUGUCAAGGAGGCAGAUUCAGACACUCUGGAGACUCAGAUGGCUUCAGUUGAGAAUGAGAUUUACUGAUAUCAGGACGACAACGAGCAACACAGUGAUGUGAGCACUGGCAGCAUCGAUUCUGAGCAUUCUCUGAAACACUGGGUAUAUAAGGAGUUGGGAGGAAUGUCAUAUUUAGAUUCCGGCCCAAUAUGGAGACAACUUGUCUGCUCAUGAAUGUUAACUAGACCAUAUCUAAUCAUAACCAAGUCACGUUUUUCCUGUUUUUUUUGUAUCUUCUUUUGCAGCAUCUGCCUUUCUCAGGGUCAUAUUAGAGACAGAGAGGCCUGAAUGCUCCCAGCCUCAGUUUAGGAGAAGCAAAUAGGAACAGGAGUCAAAGGUAGGAUCAUUUGAGGUGAUCUAAAGAUUCUACAACUUGAUUUAAUGUGUCUGUAGUUGACAGAUGCAACCUGCAUGAUAUUCUGUGAUGUCUUCAGCUCCAAGGAAAUACCUCAAUUAGGGGAAAGAGUCAUUUUUCCUUCACACACAAUUCAUUAAUCCCCAGUGUGUUGAAGACAAGCUGUGAGGUGCUGAAGGCUGAACCACUCAUGCUGUGUUUUAAUAAUAAAUGAACACACAUCAGGUCAUCAACAUGAAACGCUGGCAAUUUCAUCCCCUUUAAUUCAAAAUGUAUCACCCUGAGAUCUCAACUGUUUGCUGCUCCCUGAUGCCCACAGGUCCGUUCUUUAAACAAGUCAUCCUCCGCAGAGGUGUUUUACCAAACCUGGUGAACCCCGGUGAGUGUGCUUGGGCGGAUUUGUAGCCCACGAUGAUGAGUCAUCUUGUAAUAUCCAUGCUGGCAGCCGUCGCUCUCGCGUCUCUUCUCCUGCGGUGACAGCGCAGACGUCCCCCAGCCAGCUGAUUGACUUUAUUCAGGCUCUGUGUGCUUUAGAGAGGGGCCGCUAGCAGAGGUGAUAACGAGCGUCUUUGCUGUGUAAUUUGCCGGCGACGUCCAGGUGAUUCAGGUGGAAGGCGGGUCGUGGACCUUUGUUGGGGGCAGGGGAGGGAGUAGGGGAAGACACGUAUGAUGGGUGUUUAGAUGCAAACCCGUCAGUCGAGCAUCAACACGAAAUUCCGCAGCCUGUUACUAUGGCAACAGGAAGUCUCGGUGGUAGUGGCCCGCAGUGCCAUCUCUCUCUCUCUCGUACAGAGCAGCAUAGUCUCCUAAUGAUGUUUCACCAACUCGCCCACUCACCACCAGUCACACAGUGAGCCUCGCUGAGAGUCAGAGACAGCAGAGAGGGGACAGAGAGACAGAAAUGCUGCUUUCGCUGUAUCCUAACUGGGUGGGUUGGAGUGUGAUUGAUCAUACGAGGAUUCUUUUACCUAAGGCUUCAUGUUUAAAGUCAGAAUAAAGUAUAUUAAUGUCUAAAAAGUGACAAUAUCUUGAUUCUGACAUUAUUUGUUGCUUUGUCAAAAAUCUCCAAAGUAUCCCCAAGGUAUCCAGGGCUGAUUCUUCUGUAAUCAAACAAUCUUGAUGGUUUGCGCCAUAAAAUGUCAUAAAAUGUUGAUAACAUUAUGGAUUGGAGUGUGACUGAUAAUUGGUGUGAUGCAAAGAUGGUUAUUUAACUAUUAUUUUAUUUAAAAAGUGAGAAAAUUCAGAGUCUGGUAUCUUUUGUCAAAAAUCCCUAAAAGGUAUCCAAUAGGGCAGAUUCUUUCUGUGAUCUAACAGUCUGGAUGGUUUGGUCAAUAAAAUGUUCUAAAAUAGUAAAAAUGUCAACCCCAGUAUGGAUUGGAAUGUGAUUGCUAAUUGACAUGAUGCAAGUGAGGAUUAUUUCAGCGAAUGUUUUCUCUGUUUGUUUAAUUUUUAAAGUCAGAAUGGAGUAUAUUAAUGUCUAAAAAGUGACAGUAUAUUGACUCUGACAUUAUCUUUUGCUUCGUCAAAAAUCCCCAAAUGUAUCCAAUCGGGCUGAUUCUUCUGUAAUUAAUUCAUCUUGAUCGUUUGGUCAAUAAAAUGUCAUAAAAUAGUGAAAAUGUUGACAGCAUUAUGGAUUAGUGUGACUUUUAAUUGGUGUUAUGCAAGGAAGGAUUAUUUUACCUAAGGCUUCAUGUUUAACAUGUCAGAAUUAAUUAUAUUAGUGUCUAAAAAGUGCCAAGAUCUGAACUGACAUUUUUUCUUUUGUCAAAAGUCCCCAAAAGGUUUCCAAUAUGGCUGAUUCUUUCUGUGAUCAAACAAUAUAGAUGGUUUGGUAAAUAAAAUGGUAAAAAUGUUGAGCAGAAUAUGGAUUGAAAUGUGAUUGCUAAUUGAUGUAAUACAAGUAAGCAUUAUUUUAGCUAAUGUUUUAAUUUUUUAAGUCAGAAUGAAGUAUAUUAAUGUCUAAAAAGUGAGUCAUUUUUUGUUUUGUCAAAAAUCCCUAAAAGGUUUCCAAAUAGGGCUGAUUCUUUUUGUCAUCAAUUAAUCUUGAAUUGGAUUGGUCAAUAAAAUGUUAUAAAAUAGUAAAAAUGUUGGCCACAGUAUGGAUUGAAGUGUGAUUGUUGAUUGAUUCGAUGUAAGUGAGGAUUAUCUUAGCUCAUGUUUUACCUGUUUGUUUCAUUUUUUAAGUCAGAAUUAAGUAUGUUAGUUUCUGAAAGUGCCUAGAUCUAGACUGAUAUUUUUUUCUUUUGUCAAAACUGUCAAAAAUUCCUAGAAGGUAUUCAGUAGAGCUUGGAUACCUACAUGGUUUGGUCUAUAAAAUGUUCUAGAAUAGUAAAAAUGUUGACCACAAUAUUGACUGGAGCAUUAUUGAUAAUUGGUGUGAUGCGAGUAAGGAUUAUUGUACCUAUAGAUUAAUGUUUCACCCAAUGUUCCCUCUAAUUUUUCCUGAGUGUGAGCAAACACACAAACUCCCUGAGCGUCCCUUGGACCACUGUGAGCAACAUCAGACGUGUGCACUGUGGUCACACCAGCAUCACAUCCAUUCAAGUUACAUGGUUCAUUAAAAGAAUCAAAUUACAGCAUUUACAUUUCUGUUAAAACACUUUGUCAACAGGAGCCAGUUGAAGGCUGCAGUGAUUUUAGUGACACUACAAUGUAUAAGAGUGAAGUUAUUGAAUAUUUGUCUCUUUACUGUUGCAGUGGUUUUGCAAAUUGCAGACGGACCCUGUUCACUCCAUAGACACCAAUGUUAUUCCUGUAGCUUGAAAGACAGCUACUUUUGAUAAAACUGGGCUUGUAGCACAUUGUCUGCCUUGCAACAAUGGGAAAGAGGCACCGUUUAUGUUUUGACAACCUAUAUCUAAUGAGUUAUUGAUGCUGGAAGCCCCAAUCUGUGAAUAUCUUUCCAACUUUACUGAACUUGGGGCCACUACCACCUAAGGAGUGAUAUAUUUAAUUUAGAAAAGCAUUUAGCCAUACUUAAAGCUUUAAGUGCUUUAUUAACACGGAACUAAAAAUUUUGUAUUGUUUUAUUAUCACAGGUUCUGUCUGAAAAGAGGUGGCAUCAUUUUAAACAGUGAAAUCAAACUAACAAAAUGUAAUGACCAACCAGUGAGCAAUACUGGAUUCUGCAAAAACAUAAACAACUUUUUUUAAAAAUCUAAAUCUUAUCUUAACACAGUUAAUGUAUUAACUUAUUUUUGUGUGUAUGCAUGUAUUUAUUGAUUUAUUUAGUACUGUUAACAUAUCAGAGUUCUGAGUGAAUUUUUCUUAAGAUAGGCAAAGGCCAUUUAUUGAUUACAUAUAGGCUGUUAAAUGUUUAUUAAAAACUAAAAAGCAUUUAAAGAAAACAACUUAGGCAUUUAUUGAGUCACUAAAAUACUGUAGAGUACAGACCACAUCAGCAUGAUUAUAAGCAUCCUCUGGUAAAUUAACAACCAGAUACUGAUGUCUCUCACCAUAUGGACUUCAGGAGAUGACUGGGGGAUGAUAAACUGUGACCUACUGGUUGGGUUCUCUCUGUUCUCAUGUUUCUUACAUGUUUGUCCCCUGACAGCCGGGUCCUAAUGUUUUUUGGCAACACACCAUACUAUGAUGUUUUUACAAUGAUGGUUCUACUAUGGAACCAGUUUGACAUGUUCAGGUGUUCUUUGUGUGAAAACUCAGAGAUUUCAGGGAUCAGAAGGUGGUUUUCAACUUUCUUUGUUAACUUUCUGCUUCAACUUUAAACUAAAUUUCCUUGACUAAGCCAGCCCUCUGGACUUCCAGGAAGCUGUGUUCCUAUUGGCUGUCCAGGUGGCUGCUUGGUGUUAUCAGGAACACCUGAGCAGCUUGGUGUUAUCAGGAACACCUGAGCAGCUCAGUGUCUUCCUGCUUUAUUUAGCUGCAUUCAAACAUUUCCUCUGCUUCUGUUCACCACUGAACCGGGUUUGGCUCCAUUGCUUUAGUCUGUUCUUUAGGCGUUGGCUUGCAGCUUCCAGCAGUAAAAUUGUCUUUAAUGUGUUUCUUGGUGUGUUUUAGGGCUUUGUACUGGAUAGCUGUCUUGGUAAAUGAGGCUCUUUAGCCACAGUUAGCACAUGGUGCUAAUGUGUGCAGUGAUUAGUGGAUUUGGUGCAGCUGAGUUGUGUCUUUAUCUUGGCUGUAGUGAGUCUUCAGAGGUUUUUGGUCAGACACAGUCUGUAUUCUUGUUUGUGAACCAGCGUUGGUUGUCCAGAAGGUAAGAGUUCCUGUCCUGAUUCUCUGUUCUCAGAGGUUCUCUGGUAGGCUGCAGGAGACUUUAGUGUUUAGGUUGUACUAGUUUGGUUUUUGUAUGGUUUCAUUUGGAUGAUUAUCUUGAGGCUCCUCCAUGUGGUUUAGUGAGGUUUUCUAGAACAGUUCUACAAAGCAACCUGCAGCAGAAGAGACUUUGAGAGUUUUUAGGAAGUUCUGGAGACCAGACUUUAGAGCAGCAGAAACAUUUGUCAGCAGUUUGAGCAGGAGAAGGUGAUCUUCAGAGUAGAAAUGAGACGGAAACCUUCUUGACCCGUGUGGUGAGGUCCUGUACCAAGAGUUUGAGCAGGUUGUGAAGAGUCUGUAGUUCCUUGGUCUGAAAGCACAAGAGUCGACUCAUUAAAGGAGAAAACAGGAGAUAUUGUUGGUUCUUCUGUCGCUCUGCAGUUUCCUUAGACUGAAUAUCAAGUUUAUAUUUUAAAUGAUUUCCCAUGUGAGCCCAAGAAGACUUCAAUAAACUCCCUCCAUCCCCUGGACACAACAUAUUUUAUUACCAUGUUAAUUCUUUUUUUUUAAAACAUGUUUUUGAGUUUUAAAUCAUAGUUUUAGCCUAGUUUUUUUCUCUUUGCUUGUUUAGUUUUGUCAUCUGUGUAAAAGGUGCUAAACAAAUAAAGUUGAAUUGAUAAACUGAA
Molecule: messenger RNA, 8814 nt
Organism: Amphiprion ocellaris (clown anemonefish)
Lineage: Eukaryota; Metazoa; Chordata; Actinopteri; Pomacentridae
Product: WASP homolog associated with actin, golgi membranes and microtubules
Exons: 11
Coding region: 76-2460 (794 amino acids)
Biological process (GO): endoplasmic reticulum to Golgi vesicle-mediated transport; Arp2/3 complex-mediated actin nucleation
Cellular component (GO): endoplasmic reticulum-Golgi intermediate compartment membrane; cytoplasm
Molecular function (GO): Arp2/3 complex binding; actin binding
Source: RefSeq, a predicted model, not a curated record